AUGCCGUGCGAAGAGAUCCUUGCCCACCUGUGCAACCACGGCUGCCAAGACGUAACCGAUCAGUUGAAUCUCGCCAAAUGUAGUCAAUAUGCCGUUGCUGGUGGUAGCUUCGGUGAUGUAUUCAGCGGAUUCCUUCACAAUGGCGAUCCUGUUGCCAUCAAGUGUCUUCGUAUUAUGGUGGGCGUUGAUGAUUCAGAGGGCCGAAAACAGCUUAGGCGUGCGGCACAUGAAAUAUAUGUCUGGUCGAAGUGUAAACAUCCGAACGUGCUCGAGUUGAUAGGCAUUGCUCGGUAUCAAAAUCGAAUAUCCAUGGUGUCCCCAUGGAUGGAGCAAGGGAAUCUUAAUUGGUUUUUAUCUCGCCAUCCUGAUGUUGAUAGAUAUGCUAUGUGUGCACAAAUUGCUGCCGGGGUUGCACAUCUACACUCAAGUGACAUCAUUCACGGUGAUAUCAAGCCACUCAAUAUUCUAGUGUCAAAUGAUCAUGUUCCCAAGUUGGCCGAUUUCGGCACCUCUAUUCUCACUCUAUAUACUCUCCAGUUUACAAGAGGAAGUGGAAGUAGGACGAAUGUGACUGUUCGCUAUACGGCGCCCGAGAUACUCAGGGAAGAAACUAAGCUAUCGGCCGAAGGGGAUGUAUAUGCCUUGGGAAUGACAAUUUUGGAAACAAUCACUGAGACAUUACCAUAUGCUGAACUAGCCGAGCCCGUGGUUCUCACGAGAGUAUUAAUUGGAACACCCCCAACUCGGCAUGAACAGAAGUUCUCAAGAGAUGAUGAACAAGCCUAUAUUUUAUGGAAACUGCUCACGCAUUGCUGGGAUUCUGAUCCUCUUGGCCGACCGACUGCUACUGAAAUAGCUAGCACACUUCGAGCCAUCAGCCACCAACCGACGGCGCAGCGAAAUAAUACUGACGAGGCAAUGACCGUGGAUCUCUCCUCGCCACAAACUCCAGUGGUCCCACUAGGAAAGAUGUCGUCCAAUGAUUUGGAACCUGGGUCAGCUUUAUUAGCUGGGCAAUCACGAGCUUCCAGCGUCCCUAGUGGAACUGAGCUGGAGGAUAGCUGUCUAACACCUUCACUGGAGAAGUCACAAUCAGCUACUACUCUCCGAAAAACCCGAUUCAAGAGUCGUGCAGUUGGCGGUUUGUUCCAAGAUCUGGCUUCGACCAGCGCCGCCCGCAACAUAAUUAACGAAUGGCACAAGUCCAUAUGGAACGAUCGUCCACUGGAUUGGACCUUCAGCAAUGAAGGGAGUGCGCAUGACCCGUGCUGGAAAGCCACUCCAAUUAUUAUGGACGAGCCCCACCCCGAGUAUGAAGGCCGCGACAAGACUCGUCGCGGGGCACAGAACAAGAGCGCUACAAAGAUAAUGAAUUCGGGCUUUUGCUGA
Rhizoctonia solani is the source of this 1389-nucleotide messenger RNA. RefSeq lists its product as uncharacterized. The record is from RefSeq and is a predicted model, not a curated record. Gene Ontology annotation, molecular function: protein kinase activity; ATP binding. Gene Ontology annotation, biological process: protein phosphorylation. Lineage: Eukaryota; Fungi; Basidiomycota; Agaricomycetes; Cantharellales; Ceratobasidiaceae. The coding region runs from base 1 to 1389 and encodes 462 amino acids. The transcript has 13 exons.